UUUACCCAGGCCCAACACCCCUUUCCGAACCGGAAUGUGCACAUUUAGCAGCUUAUAUGAAUAAAAACAAAAAUAAUCUAAAAGCAUAUUUAACAUUACACGCCUAUGGGAAUUUAAUAAUCCAUGGUUGGAAUUAUGCUGCAAGAACAUAUCCAGAUAAUGUUGAAGAAUUGAGAGUUGUGGCUGAAAAAAUGGCAAAAGCAAUUGUCCAGGAAGGAGGGGCUCCUUUUAAAAUUGGAAGUGCACCUGACAUUUUAUGUUUGUUUUUAUUAGAAAAUAUCCUGUCGGUUUAUUUGUACAGAUAUCUUGAGUUAUUUAGUAUUUACUUUUUAAGGGCUGUGAACUGUGUACAUCGUUGGAAUCACAAAUUUAUUGUCUUCAAUAAAUUAAAUAAUUAA
Messenger RNA from Meloidogyne enterolobii, 398 nucleotides. The record is from the annotation of a GenBank genome assembly. Lineage: Eukaryota; Metazoa; Nematoda; Chromadorea; Rhabditida; Meloidogynidae.